Trichoderma harzianum CBS 226.95 is the source of this 237-nucleotide messenger RNA. RefSeq lists its product as hypothetical. Bases 1 to 237 code for a protein of 78 amino acids. The record is from RefSeq and is a predicted model, not a curated record. NCBI's taxonomy places the organism in Eukaryota, Fungi, Ascomycota, Sordariomycetes, Hypocreales, Hypocreaceae. The transcript has a single exon.
AUGGAUGUACAUCAUGCUUCCCGCUGGUUCACGCUUGUUAGGCGAUCCGCGAGACACUACCGCAGUCGGGACUCAUCAUACAAGAGUCUAUAUUUGCAAGUAGAAGUGGCAAGAAUUGGCAUCAGAAUCACAGUCACAAUGACAUUCAGCACAACACACGGAGUGCCGCUCGCCACCGGAUGCCGUCAAGUCAUUCGCAAGCCGGUCCGUGCUCGUAUUGAUGUCCGUGCUAGGUAA